AUCAACGUGCCUUGGGAAGGCUUUCGGCUUUUUAAAUGUCAGCGUGUCGGCGAGAGACGUCACCCCGAUCGUGUCAAACCGGUGGCGUCCUCUUCCUCGCCCGAGCUACUUUACGACCGUUUAAAAUUCUUCUGGCUUAUCGCUACACCUCGCAGCAAGCAGCAGUUGCGGCGUUUUAUAGAGCAAUCUGCCCAUCGCGCCGGCCUCAGGAGCUUCAUCCGCUACGGCUGGCGCUGGAGCUGGAGAGUCGCCGUUUUUGUGACAAUAUUCAACACGGUGAGCACCGGUCUGUCCGUGUACCGCAACAAAACCGCCAUCAGUAAUUUUGCUGCGGCAGGAGCCUUCACAGGAGCCCUUUUCAGAAUGCACUUGGGCCUGCAGGGACUGGCAGGCGGCUUCAUGUUCGGAACAGCGUUUGGGAUCCCUGCAGGGGGCCUCUUAAUGAUAAUGCAGAAGCUUGCUGGUGAGACCUUGCAGGAGAGGAGGCACCGUGAGCGCAGGGAGCUGUAUGAGCAGAAGUUAGCGGAGUGGCAAUCCAGGCUCAGUGUGACUGAAGUCUUAGGCCAAAUGGAAGGCAACGCCCAGGGGGGGCCGGAGACGGAGCAAGCGGGAGAAUCUAGGAGUUACUGAGUCCUCCCCAGAUCUCUGCUGUAAGCAGCUACAAAGUAUUUUGAUUCUGCUUGUAAAAGUCUUCGGUCAAGGCGUCAUGGAAGUCUUCUGUGAACGCAGUUAUAUCCUGUGCCCUUGUGAAAAAGGGUUUUGCUGAAAACAUUGUUCGUGGAUGCGUAUCACUGCACAAGAGCUCGGAAGGGCCAAACCUUUUCCACCUGAGAAGGUAUAAUCGCAGACUCUGCAGACUAGCAAGUGUCAUCUAGGUUUGGCAGGGGGUGAGGACAACCCCAGAGCCUCAUCUAGAACCCAUUUCACUGCUGAAAAUGUCCAAACCACCAGCGAUGUAGAACUGUUCACGGUAAAGGAGCCUAUGCAGGUACCCCGAUUCCACAAGCUAAUUACGCUCUGGUGAAAGCUGCUCUUCAGGUGGCGCCUGAAGAACUUGCUGUCAAAGCGCAACCCGGGCAGCACCAGAGCGAGUGGUGGUUCUCCUCCUCUUGCUGUCCCCCUUCCACAGCUUGAGUUGGCCGGACUGGGACCGAUGCUGUUUUGCCAACAGUGGUUUCUUCAGGCUUUUUUGCAGAAAAACACACUUGGUUCCUGCAGUACUUGGGGUAUUUUGCAGUCAGUGUUGAGGAAGGGUGGAGGAGCUGGGAAUGAUACAGAAAUACCCUGAAAAAGACAUGCUUUGGGUUCCUCAAUAGAAGUGUGGCUGAGGGGGCCACAGAAAGGAUGACUUGUUUCUGGUGGUGAUGGUGGAAGAAUUGGCACCACAGGCAGUUUUAACAAUAAAAAGGCCUCUAAUUUCACGUGAAGGUUGGAAAUUAGGGGAUUAUCUUUGGGGCAGGUGUGGUUCAAGACACUCAAUAAAGCCAUCUAGCAGUGGUGAUUGUGUCCAUAAGCUCUUUAUGUUAGUACAACAGUUGCGCGAGAGAAAUGUAGGUGGGUGUGAUCCCAUGCGAGGAGCUCUGCCUGAGAUCCACCAGCGAGCGAUGAAGGCUGAUGGCGGUGUCAGGCAUUCCACUGGGCAGUAACAGACGAGAGCCAGGAGAGUGCCAGCUCUUCAUUGUUUUGUACCAGAGAUCAACUGUUAAGGCAUAGCUGUUACCUAUGGGUGGGGCUGAAGUUAAUGCACUAAGGGGCUGUGCCCAGAAGGGCCGGGUGGCCCCUCACCAUGUCCUUCAAAGCAGAAGGUCAGAAUUCUUGUCCCCUUUCUUUGUUGGCAUUUUUUUUUUUUCCUCCUAUCAAAGAGAAUUACAUCCAGGCAGGGGGGUUGGGUCUCUUUCCUACAAGAGAAGAGUAGUCAGGUUGUUCUGGUUGAAUGCUUUUCUCUGGUACAGCUGAUUACUGUUGAUGGAAAUAUGAACAGUCGAUUCCACAGGGUAUAUUCCA
Messenger RNA from Egretta garzetta (little egret), 2004 nucleotides. RefSeq names its product translocase of inner mitochondrial membrane domain containing 1 (gene TIMMDC1). The record is from RefSeq and is a predicted model, not a curated record. The annotation marks the transcript as partial. NCBI's taxonomy places the organism in Eukaryota, Metazoa, Chordata, Aves, Pelecaniformes, Ardeidae. Gene Ontology annotation, cellular component: mitochondrion. The transcript has 6 exons.